Messenger RNA from Laetiporus sulphureus 93-53, 3489 nucleotides. RefSeq names its product NAD-dependent glutamate dehydrogenase. Gene Ontology annotation, molecular function: L-glutamate dehydrogenase (NAD+) activity. The coding region runs from base 168 to 3317 and encodes 1049 amino acids. NCBI's taxonomy places the organism in Eukaryota, Fungi, Basidiomycota, Agaricomycetes, Polyporales, Laetiporaceae. The transcript is spliced from 21 exons. Gene Ontology annotation, cellular component: mitochondrion. The record is from RefSeq and is a predicted model, not a curated record.
GCAUGACGGAUCUCGGGGACUUCAUCUGGCGCAACGCCUGGACCAUCUAUUACGAUUUAGAGUCGCUAAUUCAUGCUGUUUGACGUAUAAAUUGCUGGAGUUCACGUUCGAUCCGAGUACCCUCAUCUUCUUUCUCUUCAAACUCCAACCACCAUCUCAUUCCAGCCAUGGUCAGCUCGUCGACGCCGGAGAGCGGGGAUUCGACACCGUCCUCUCUCUCGGACACGUCUCAUCUUCAUGUCCCUGGACAGCAUGCCAACGUGUAUGGCUUCCAUCGCAUUGAAAAUGUACCCGGUUACAAUACACCUGAGUUCAAGGGCAAGGAGGAGCAGCGAGCAAAGGUUCAGGCCAGCCUUCUCGCGAAGGGCUUCAUCCCUCGUGAACUCGUCGCAAACGAGGUGAACUGGUUCUAUUCUCGCCUCAGCAUCGACGACACGUACUUCCAGUCCGAGUCCGUCGAUGUCAUCACAGACCACAUUAUCGCGCUCUUCGGCGCGAAGAUGCUCGCAUACACGAAGCACGACCCGUCCAAGCUCGUCAUCGACCUCGAGAACAUCACUACCGACGGCGCGACGUUCAUUCAUACGAGCGUGCCUGGGCGGACGGCAACCGAAGGCCCAGGCGCGACAUGCGAGAGCCGCAUCGACGAGCUGUUUCUCGACCAGAGCACGCCCUCGCGCGCCUUCAGGCUCGAGACAUAUCGUUCGCAGGGGGGUAUCUCUGCCACUGCUUCUCAGCAGCUGCGAUGCUACUUCGUGACGAAAUGCAACUUUCCAAAGAAUCCGCCAGCAUCGACGCGUUCGGAUGGCAAGGUAGAGAUCCGCUCAGUAUCAGAUCCCGUCUUUCUUGAGAAGGCGAGCGCGAACACGCUCGAGAUCUAUCAGCGCAUCAUGUGGAAUGUCCUAGAGCGCUACGGGCCCGUGAUAGAGGUAUUCGAGGUUGAAGGUAGCAGGGAGCGCAGGCUCGUAAUCGGCCACAAGAUGAGCGGCACGAGCAAGUACUUCAGUGCACUGUCGAACUUGUACCACUACUAUUCACUCUACUCCGCCCGGAAGUAUGUUGAGCAAUUCUCGAACGGUGUCACCAUCAUUUCGCUUUACCUGAAUCCCCUUCCGAACACCGAUGCACCUCCGAUUGAGCACUCCAUUUUCCAGGUCAUGAAGGAAGCGUCACUGAUCUACUGCUUGCCCGAUAACCCCUUCUUCUACAAAGGAGCGGGUCCCACAGGUGGCCAUGCUGUACAGGAGGCGACAUACGCGUAUUGCUGCUGGGUCUUUGCGCAGCAUUUCUGUAAUCGCCUGGGGCCAGCGUACCUGGCACUACGGAAUAUCCUGGACGAAUCGAACCCCUCGCACGCCGAAGUGCUUAAUGACAUCAAGCGGCGUUUCAGGGAGGAGACGUUCACGCGAGAGAGUAUCGCGCAAGUCAUACACGCUCAUGCAGACUUGAUCAAUCUGCUGUAUGUCAACUUUGCAAUGGUCCACUACCCGCCUGCAGACCAGGCGACGUUGAUGCCCACGCUGUCGUACCAGCGUUUGCAAAACCAGCAGCCUCUGACAGACCAGGAGCUGUAUGACAAGCUCAGGAAGACCGUACACGACAAGCACGAGUUGCAAGUGCUUGAGAGCUUCCUCAUAUUUAACAAGCACGUUCUCGGGCAUGUCCUCAAGACGAACUUCUACCAGCCGACAAAGACAGCGCUGUCGUUCCGCCUGGCCCCAGACUUCCUGCCAGAGGUUGAGUACCCGAAAAAGCCGUUCGGAAUGUUCUUCGUGAUUGGUGGCGAGUUCCGCGGGUUCCACAUUCGGUUCAGGGAUGUCGCUCGUGGAGGCAUCCGAAUCGUCCGAUCGAGGAACCGAGAGACCUACUCGAUUAACCAGCGCAUGCUGUUCGACGAGAACUACGGCCUCGCUUCGACACAGAACCUGAAGAACAAGGAUAUUCCGGAGGGAGGUGCGAAGGGAACUAUUCUGCCUUUGCUCGGGUCGAACCCUCGGCUGUGCUUCGAGAAAUAUGUCGACGCUGUCAUCGAUCUCUUGAUUCCUGGUCAGAGCCCGGGGAUCAAGGAGAAGAUUGUCGACCUCUACGGAAAGCCAGAGAUGCUGUUCUUUGGUCCAGAUGAGGGAACCGCUGAUUUGAUGGAUUGGGCUGCUCUGCACGCUCGUGCUCGUGGCGCGGAGACGUGGUGGAAGUCGUUCACUACUGGAAAGAGCGCCGAGACACUCGGUGGUAUUCCUCACGAUGUCUUCGGCAUGACGUCGCUCUCGAUCCGACAGUACGUGUUGGGCAUCUACAAGCAGCUCGGCUUGAGAGAGAAGGAUAUCACAAAGGUGCAAACUGGAGGACCCGACGGAGAUCUCGGGUCAAACGAAAUUCUGCUCAGCUCGGAUAAGACGAUCGCCAUCAUCGACGGCAGUGGCGUCCUCGCCGAUCCGGCAGGUAUCGAUCGCGAGGAGCUCGUCCGUCUGGCUAAGCUUCGCGUGACGAUCUCGAACUUCGAUCGGUCGAAGCUCAGCAAGGAUGGAUAUAUCGUUCUGGUGGAGGAGCAGGAUGUGAAGCUACCUUCGGGUGAGGUUGUCCUCGAUGGAACAGAUUUCCGUAACUCUGCGCAUCUGCGUUUCAGGGCUGAUCUCUUCGUGCCAUGUGGUGGUCGCCCUGAGGCUGUAAAUAUUUCUAAUGUUGCAACUCUCGUUGAUGCCGAUGGAAAGCCGAACUUCAAGUACAUUGUCGAGGGUGCCAACCUCUUCCUCACCCAGCAAGCUCGUAUCUAUCUUGAGAAGCGCAAAGUGAUUCUUUUCAAGGACUCCAGCGCCAACAAAGGUGGCGUAACAAGUUCGUCCUUGGAAGUGCUUGCAGGCCUUGCGCUGUCAACUCAAGAAUACAUCGACCUGAUGAUCUUCAAGAACGGCAAGCCAUCCGAAUUCUACCAGAGCUACGUUCGCGAUAUCCAGCAGAAGAUCACCGAGAACGCUGCUGCCGAAUUCCACUGCAUCUGGCGCGAGCAUGCCCGUGCACAGGGUGCGAAGCCACGCACGAUCAUCUCGGAUGAGCUGUCGGGCACAUUGAACAACCUGCAAGCCGAGCUGGAAAGCUCGGACCUAUAUGAAGAUGCGAAGAUGCGGAAGAACGUCAUGAAUCACGCGAUUCCGAAGACCUUGGUUGAGCAGAUCGGGUUGGACAUUCUAUUGGAGAGGCUGCCGGAGUCGUACCAGCGUGCGCUCUUCUCGAGCUGGGUGGCGUCACAUUUCAUCUACAAGUAUGGCGUGAAUGGGUCAUCCGUAGACUUCUUCCACUUUGUUCGGGACCUCGGUGUGUAGAAGGGCAUUGGUUGCCGUUCACUGGGUUUGAUGUUCCAGCAUUUGCGUUGCAAUGGACGUUGUAAUAUGGGUGAUGAGAAACGGCAAGGGAGAUUGAUUGUACAAUAGACCAUAGUAGAACGUUCAAGGAGAACCUAAUGCUAUGCAAUAGUCAGCUUGGUAUCAUACAUCC